AUGCUUUAUUUAUUCUUCUCUACUAUCUCUUUCCCUCGGCGCUUUGGCCUUGAAGCUGAAGUCAUCAGGACUCCUCCUCCUCAGAAACGCCAGAAACAAGGCCCUGCCACCACAUCGCCAAAUACAGCCAGCAAAGAAGUCUUAGCGCCUCCAGCGCCACUGGCACCCAAACCGAAUGCGGACUUGCUUCAACCUCCAUCGUCCCCUUCAAACCCGCGCAAGCGACGAGCAUCUCACAGCCCCAAGUUGGACACUCUUCCUCCUGGAUCCGCGAUGGCUGCCGAAGCAAACCCUAAUGUUUCUAUCCCAGCCUUGCUCACCGAAGAAACGGGCAAAAAGCGGGGCCGAACCAACACUCCAUGGACUCCCCAGGAGGAGCAAAAGCUGAAGCAAAUGCGUGAUGCUGGUCUCAGUUGGAGUGAGAUUGCUAAAGCCUUUCCUGCUCGCACUGAAGGCAGUGUUAAGAAGCACUGGUACAAGGAUAUGCACUACGCAGAAUUUGGUGAGGAUGAGUCAGCUGCACUUCAAGAAGCCAUCAAAGAAUAUGACGCGAACAAGUGGAAAGCUAUUGGUGCCAAACUAGGCAAGCCAGCAAAGGCAUGCGAGCAAUACGCCAAAGAGCAUUUCAAGAACAGCUGA
This is a messenger RNA of Rhinocladiella mackenziei CBS 650.93, 639 nucleotides long. RefSeq lists its product as uncharacterized. Gene Ontology annotation, cellular component: nucleus. Gene Ontology annotation, molecular function: DNA-binding transcription factor activity, RNA polymerase II-specific; RNA polymerase II cis-regulatory region sequence-specific DNA binding. The record is from RefSeq and is a predicted model, not a curated record. Lineage: Eukaryota; Fungi; Ascomycota; Eurotiomycetes; Chaetothyriales; Herpotrichiellaceae. Gene Ontology annotation, biological process: mitotic cell cycle; positive regulation of transcription by RNA polymerase II. The transcript has 5 exons. The coding region runs from base 1 to 639 and encodes 212 amino acids.